This is a messenger RNA of Neoarius graeffei (lesser salmon catfish), 653 nucleotides long. RefSeq lists its product as uncharacterized. The record is from RefSeq and is a predicted model, not a curated record. Bases 113 to 634 code for a protein of 173 amino acids. NCBI's taxonomy places the organism in Eukaryota, Metazoa, Chordata, Actinopteri, Siluriformes, Ariidae. The transcript has 3 exons.
UUUGAAACUUCCACAUCAUUGCAUUCCGUUUUUAUUUACAAUUUGUACUUUGUCCCAACUUUUUUGGAAUCAGGGUUGUAAGAGGGAUGCAUGGGAAAGUGUCUCGUUCAAUAUGAAUGCUGCGUUCCCCGGAGUCUCCCGCACAGCCGAUGACUGUGAAAAGAGAUGGUAUUCGCUGCAAUCUCAUUCGAGGACUGAGAUUGCAGCCUACAAACGAGCCAUCAGUAAAACAGGAGAAGGCUCAGCACCAAAGCCUCUGUCCCCAGUUACAUCAGUGGUGUACAGCGUGCUGGGGUCAGAUACAAGCAUCACUGGUAUUGAGGGUGCUGCUGACCCAGCAAUGCAGUUAUUGUUACAGAUAGAGGCGGCACAGGAGGAUCAACACCCAGAAUAUCCUCCUCUUCCUCUCCCACAUCCUCCUCUUCCUCUCCCACGACCUCCUCUUCCUCUCCCACCUCCUCCUCCUCGUCUCCCACAUCCUCUUCCAUCUCCCUCAUGCACUCUUCCUCUUCCAGCUGCAGCGUCUCCCUCCAGUGGGCCUCUGUCUCCUCCUGCCACCCCUCUCCUUCCUGCUGCAGGUGCCAGUUCCUCACCCCGAUGGAAAAAAAAUGAAGAUGGAAAUACACGUGCUUAGAAGGCAAAAGAAGGUUUUG